AUGACAGUUGAUUUAGAGAGGAGAAGAGGCGAUGACAAUCAAUUUAGAGAGGAAUUCGACUACUACAAUUAUCGUUUUUCAAGCUGCGAUUGGCGGCAGAGGAGAAAUCAGAAAAUUAAAAAUAACAACGGCGGAGAGUCCAUAUCGGAACCACAUACCCACCACUACCACCGACUUACCUUCUCUCUUUCAAAAAAACUCUCUCACUUCCAAAACCCUAGAUUCUUUCAUACGCCAAAUUGCUUCAUCUCAAGAUCUGUUUCUGUUAUUCAACGAGAGUUAUCGUCAAAUAACAUAAUAUCAAACAUGGCAAAUCACAAGAGUAAUGAAGUGGUCAAUGGAACUCCAACUCAAGGAGACGUAAGCAAGGAAUCAGGUCAGAAGAAAGGGCAAACAAGAAAAAAAGAAAAAAUCGGUACUCAGACUCCAAGGGUAUUACGUUCAAGAUCGCAAGAGAAACCUAAAGCUUCUGAAUCAGUAGAUCCUUCUCCACAAGAUCAAACAAGCACAGAAAAGAAGAGAAAGAAGAUAAAGAAGAUAAAAAAAGAUCAAAAUGACGAAUUCUCAAAAAUAAGAACACAUUUAAGAUAUUUACUACAGAAAAUGAGCUAUGAACAACUCUUCAUUGAUGCUUAUGUUGGCGAAGGGUGGAAAGGCCAAAGUUUAGAGAAAAUAAGACCAGAGAAGGAGCUUCAACGUGCUAAAUCAGAUAUCAAUCGUUUCAAAUUGAGAAUAAGAGAUCUUUUCCAAAAGAUUGAUAAAUCAUGUGAAGAAGGAAGGUUUCCAGAUACUUUAUAUGAUUCUGAUGGGCUAAUCGACAGUGAAGAUAUAUUUUGUGCAAAAUGUGCACAAACAGAAGUAAAACUUGACAAUGAUAUUAUUCUUUGUGAUGGUUUUUGUGAUCGUGGAUUUCAUCAAUUUUGUUUGGAUCCACCUUUAUUGAAAGAACAAGUUCCUCCUGGUGAUGAAGGGUGGCUUUGCCCUGCUUGUGAUUGCAAGGUUGACUGUGUUGACUUGUUAAAUGAUUCCAUGGGGACAGAUUUGUCCAUCAAUGAUAACUGGGAGAAGGUCUUUCCUGAAACUGCAGUAUCUGGGGACAACUUAAAUGACAUUUCAGGGCUUCCCUCUGAUGAUUCUGAAGAUGACGAUUAUAACCCUGAUGCUCCACAGGUGGCAGAAGAUGAGGUAGAUGUAGAGGAUCCAAGCUCUGAUGAGUCUGAUUUCUCUUCUGCAUCUGAAGAUUUGGGAGCCAUAGCAAAUAAUAAUAACAAUAAUAAUAAUAAUAAUAAUAAUGAAGAACAGUAUUUAGGGCUUCUUUCUGAUGAUUCAGAAGAUGAUGAUUUUAAUCCUGAUAAAGCAGAUGAUGAUGAUGAUGAUGAUGAUAAUCAUAAGGCCAAAAGUUCUGGAUCAGAUUUUACAUCUGAUUCAGAGGAUCUUGGUGACAUCAGCAAGAAUGAAGUGACAUCAGCUGAAGUUGUUAAAGAGUCUGUAGUAUCUGAAAAAGAUGAAGAAAUCUUGAAAACAGAUAUGGAAAAUGACGAUUCUGCCCCUAUAACUGCAAGGAGACAUGUUCAGAGAUUGGACUACAAAAAGCUGCAUGAUGAGGCAUAUGGGAAUGUUUCAUCGGAUUCAAGUGAUGAGGAUUUUUCUGAUUCUGAAGGGCCAAAGAGACAGAAGAAUACUAAAGAGGCAAAGGGUGAAAACUUGAAUAAAAAACAGAAAGAAAGUGACUCUACUACCCCUGUAAGAAAAAAUGGUAAGAAGGUAGAUGUUGAGGGCAAAAAUGGUACUUCAGCACGUAAGGGUUCUUCUGCAGCUGGUUCUGGUGAUAAAAGUGGUGCUAAAUCAUCAAAUAAAAAACUUGGAGAAGCUGUUACUAAGAGACUCUAUGAAAUAUUCAAGGAAAACAAAUACCCUAACCGAAAUAUCAAAGAAAAUCUAAUGAAAGAAUUGAAUCUCACUCUGAAUCAGGUCAGCAAAUGGUUUGAAAAUGCUCGUAGGAGUUCUAAGCACCCUGAACAACACAACGGUGGAGCAAGUACCCCAACCCCGGGCCCCACACCAGAAAAGUCAACAGCCAAGCAAGCGAAUUGGAAAAAGUCAACAACCAAGCAAGAGAAUGGGGAAAAGUCAACAACCAAGCAAGAGAAUGGAGAAAAGUCAACGCCCAUAAAAUCUAGUAAGAGAAAAGCAAAGGGGGAUGAUGAGGAUAUGAAUUUGAAAGAUGCUAAUUCUUCUCCAAUGGAUUUAUCGAGUCAAAGUGCUCGUAGAAGUGGUAGGGUUCGUGCUAAAAGAGUGUGAUUAAUAUAAAAUGUGAAAUUUAAUCACAUUUUAUGAAAUAUUGAUUUAAUGUGAUGUGGAUUUUAAGGCCUAAUUUGGUGGUGUUUUCAUGGUUGUUGUAGUGGUUUUUGUAAGAACUUAUGUGAUGACAAAGAAAGUUGGACAUUUUUUUGUUGAGAUAUAAAUUUGCGGAUUAAUGAAUUUAUUCGAUGU
Messenger RNA from Lactuca virosa, 2493 nucleotides. Lineage: Eukaryota; Viridiplantae; Streptophyta; Magnoliopsida; Asterales; Asteraceae. The record is from the annotation of a GenBank genome assembly.